Marchantia polymorpha subsp. ruderalis is the source of this 1784-nucleotide messenger RNA. NCBI's taxonomy places the organism in Eukaryota, Viridiplantae, Streptophyta, Marchantiopsida, Marchantiales, Marchantiaceae. The record is from the annotation of a GenBank genome assembly.
AGAGGGUUUCGAGCGAGGAGCAAGUGUGGCAAGCAAGCUCGGUGUUGUGAAUUUCUCCUCGUGAUGAUGUUGGGGUAUAAUGCUUGGAGAUAUUUUCAAGUAUCGUACCUUUAAGCUUCGUAAGCCCAAGCUUCGUAAGCCCACAUGAGCUCGUAUAUAUCUCUGCGAAUUUCUCCCCUUCCAUCACAAGGGCGUCCGCAUACCGAGUUGGAGGUCACUGAGCAUUCAUUCAGCGAUCAGGGGAUGUAGAGAACUCUGCCCAGUUGAUUGUCGACCGAUCAGGAACUUGAGGACAUUACACACAAGUGCCAGGAAAAAUGGAUGAAGUGGUGGAUGAAUCACCGCCCACCGGGCUCGGCUUGAGACGGCAGCAGCUUCGACAGACGGGUCCAUGUGAAAUUUUUAAGCAGGUUUUGAUGGCCGCCACAGCUCUGGGAGUGGCAACCUCUUGGCUGGCAAAACUCUUAGUCGUGGCUGCCACGUUCUUCACAGUGGGACGCCAGUACCGGGGAGAGAAGGUGACGCUGCUGGAAGCUCUCCGAGCUAUGCUGGGCUUGUGGCCAAAAUUGUUCGUCAACAAUCUUUAUAGCACGGGCUUCACGUUCCCCGUAUUCAUGGUGAGUCUAACCGCGGCCAUGAUCAUCAUCUUUAACGCCUCCUCCGAUGCUGUCAAGUAUUUCGCUUUCGUUGUGAUCGCCUUGGUCCUCAUCAUUCUGGCGGUCGCGAUCCAAACUUUGUCCAUCUUCGCGACCGCAGUUACCUGCUAUGAAAAGACUUAUGGCUGGGCUGCUUACGAGCAAGCGCAGAAGCUCCUGCAGCGCAAAUGGAAUUCGGUACCGCUCUUCGCGCUCAUAUUUUAUGUUCCCGUAUGGAUCUACGCCACCUUAUUUUCAUAUCUCUUGAAGGAUCUCCCGAGAACCUCUUUAUUGGAGGAACUGUUCAGGAUAGUUUCGUAUGCUAUCGUGAUCACAUUCCUUGAUCAGCGGUUAAUAGUUUCGGGUGCCCUGUUCUACUUCUCCUGCUUUGAGAAACCCGACGAGCAGAAUGUGAGUGAUGACAUGGAAGCUGGGUAUGACUCAAUUCCCUCACAGGAGGUUUAGGUACCAGAAUACAAAUGGUGUCCGAUUCGUCAUUUCCUUUACAGAUAGAGAGCUCACAUCGUACACGUUCUCAAGCACGCAAAUAUAAGAACUGGGCAUUUGCAAGCUCGAGGACGAGUUCUUCAAAUGUCCAGUUGUAUUCUGUCUAAGCUUGUAUAUAGGACCUCUAGUCAUACGUCGACGAUGAGGAACAAUGAGAAUUGACCAAAUUCUCAUAGUACAUUCAGCGGCAUAUUUUCAUAAGUUACGUGAUUUGGAGACAAUCCUCUGUGCUGAGAAAAUCAGUACAUGUGGCUCACAUUUUCGGCCUUUCUCUUACUCCCGGACUGUGAAAUAUUCCUCUGUUUCGUGUUCUUGGGGGCUUUUGACUUUUUUCUGAUUCCUUGCCUUCUACGAGAUUUCAUCAUUCAUCAAUUCAUCUUUGCUGUAAAUAGCUGGGAGAAGCUACUGAGACGGAGGAUAGGCACGUCUAACCAGAAGCAGCAGAAAAAUCACCCAAACCCAAACCAAAGAUUUUUCUUUGUAGGCUUUACGACGCCGGUUGGAUCUGGAAAUAUGCUUCAUGCGUGCUCUGUGUGGAGAGCAGUAUCUGGUCAUAGGAAAUAGCCACCAUCAGGACUCUCUAGUUUAGGCAUAUGCCUCCUUGUGCCUAAUUUAAGUAUAUUAGUCACAUACAUGAAAUAA